UGAUUACAUUCGUAAUCUAUUUGUUAUCGAUCUUAUCGCGAUCUUCUAUGCGACCGACAACAGCUGACGCCCGGCGAGUCACGGUCGGAAUGAUGAAUUUUACGAUCGCAUCUAUGCAGUGUCUGUGUGCGUCUCGUGACACGCGGAGUCCAAGGUGAAAAUUGCCCAACACUUGCAACUGUCACGUAUACGACGCGCUAUUCGAUCUCGCCGCGAGAUAAUUUCCCGGAACGCAAUUUUAUUUUAUUCCGCAAUUACGAAAGCGAGAUCCGAAACGAUUCGUGUGGGAAGACAACAUCGGCGUUUGUUCUCAAGUCGACUGGCUUGAGGCGCACGAUAAGAUACCUCGAUCGGGGCAAACUUGGAGAAUCAACUGUGCAAUUUCGUUCCCGUUGCAUGUAAAUAACGUUACGUCGCAACUGCCGCUCUUUUUUUUUUUCCUUUCCCUUAUUUUGCAACUUGCGCAUUUAAUGAUGCACGAGCGCGUUUGAGCCGGCGGCGAUGGGAGUAAAGUGUGAUCUGCUAAUUGCUUGAUCCGGCUUGAUGCGCGAUUACAUUGUGUUAUCGGUAUUCGUCAUGCUACACAAUGACGUCAACUACAGUUUCGUGAUACUUUCGAGGAUUGACCGAGACUGGCGGUCGCCAGCACGCGGUGCCGACUGCACUUCGGCGUGGCGUAACGCUCGCGGUAACGUACCCUCGUGAUAACGAGACGCGCGCAAGGACGAAUGAGACUUGAAGAAAUGCGGAAAUUCCCCGCAGAGAUGAGAGAUUGAAAUUGAGACGACGAUAAAAGAUUGAAUUGGAAAUUUCUCCAUUCUCUUCCCUACCGAUCUCGAUCUACGUCUACACACUUCUUACAUAAUCGCGUCAGCGGCGGCUCGAUCGUGUAAACGAUGACCUUGGUGAUCUCUUACCGGUGGACCGUCAACUUGGCUACUUCGAGGAAGCGCGGCCGGAGAUGAUGCCGAAGAGGAGCUGACACUUAGCUGUCGCGCCCGGUUAUCAUUUCGCCGAAGAGGCCUCUGGGACGCUCUGGGAGAUGCCACGAGGUUUUGGCCGACGAAGGUGCGAGGCACUUGGUGUUGAGUAAGGGAAAGAGCAGCCACGUGGAACGCGUUUCACGUGCCGAAUGAGAGAUGACUGUCAGCUACACCGCCGAGGUAGCCACUUGCAGGGGCCUCGGUUGCUUCCUCAAAUUGCUGAUAAGAUGGCGAGCGAGUGUUUACAAACUCGUCUGGAUCGACCUGACGCUCUUCCUCUUCAUCUACUACUCCCUGUCCGGCAUCUACCGAUUUCUGCUGAACGAAGAGCAGAAGAGGACAUUCGAGUCCGUGGUGGCGUACUGCAACGAGUACAGCGAGCUGAUACCAUUGUCAUUUGUCCUGGGUUUCUAUGUCAGUAUCGUUAUGACCAGGUGGUGGAAUCAAUACAUGACGAUACCAUGGCCUGAUUCCAUCGCGGUCUUCGUCUCGUCUACUAUACACGGGAACGACGAGCGUGGUCGUCUAAUGCGUCGGACGAUAGUUAGAUACGUGUGCGUCUGUUUGACCAUGGUCCUAACGAACGUCGCGCCGCGCGUGAAGAAGAGAUUUCCCACUCUGGAGCAUCUCGUAGACAGCGGUUUAUUGCUGGAAAACGAGUUAUCGAUAUUUGAAAGUUUAAACGCGAAAUUCCCAAAGCCGAGCAAGCAUUGGCUGCCGAUAGUUUGGGCUUCCAGCAUCGUGACCCGAGCUCGGAAGGAGGGCCGGAUACGCGACGAUUUCGCGGUGAAAACUCUCAUCGACGAGCUGAACAAGUUCCGCGGGAUGUGCGGCAGUAUAUCGCACUACGACACGAUCAGCGUGCCGUUAGUGUACACCCAGGUCGUAACAUUAGCCGUAUAUACGUAUUUCCUGACCUCCGUAAUGGGUCGUCAGUGGGUUCAAAAGUCGAACUCUAACAUCGAUCUGUACUUCCCAGUAUUCGCGACAUUGCAAUUCUUCUUCUACAUGGGUUGGCUGAAAGUGGCCGAGACAUUGAUCAAUCCGUUCGGCGAAGACGACGACGAUUUCGAAGUGAACUGGCUAAUCGAUCGCAAUUUGCAAGUGAGCUACCUAAUCGUCGACGAGAUGCAUCACGAACAUCCUGAACUCAUACGCGAUCAGUAUUGGGACGAAAUCUUCCCCACGGAGCUGCCGUACACUGCCGCGUCGCAACCCUACCGCGAGCAACCGCCCGAACCCUCAACAGCCGGUAUACAAUUGUCCGCCGCGCAACAAGAGCUGCAACCGUCGUCUGUCAAGAUCGAUGACAUGGUGCCGGACGACAUAAAAUUCCGCUCCGACAUCGCCGACGAUGCCGCGUCGGGAAUACAUUUCACCGCGAGCGGAAAGCUGUCCCGAAGCAAUACAGCCAGCACCGGGAGAUUAAUAAGAAGCGCCAGCAGAGUGAGUAAUCGAGAACGCACUCUCAGCGGUGGCUCUACUCCCAGCAAUUUGGGCGAAUCGCUCACGAGGGUGAGCAGCGUUACCAGCGUACUUAAGCGAUUGUUUAGCAAAGACGACAGGAUUGACGGAGGCACCACGAGUGCCGCCGCCAAAGCUUCGGGAAAAAUGCCGAGCACAGGUUCAACGGCUUCGUUGCAGACACGACUACCCGCUGCAGGUGGCUCCAUGAGGAUAGGCGUCAUAGAGGAAGUGGACGAGCAGAUGACAUUGACAUCGAUGAAACAAUCGAACGAAAGCCGGCCUCACGUACAAAGCAUAUUUCCGCAAGGCCCGCCACCGCCCAGUGAUCCCGUCGAUGUUCCUGCCGCCAGUCAGUCUCACAACCGUGAGAUAUUCUCGAGGAGCGCACCCGCACGCGGAGCGACAAUAGCCGGCAGUGCGGAAUCCGCGCGCGAAAGACAGAAUUUAAGGACACAGGCGUCCACGCAAUCGAUGAGGUCGAGCGCCACUUACGAACCAGCGAGCUACACCGGCAGCGGGAUAAACGACGACCUGCCUAGCACCACGAGCUCCUCGUGCUCCAGCGAGGGCGCCCAGAGUGAAUUUACAAAAUUGAAGACCGAGAGGAAGCAUCAGAGGCGUAUCCGUAGACUCGUUCGGAGCGCAAGUGGCCUAAACGGAAAUGAACCGACAAGCCCUCCCGAUUCGCAGACUCUCCUGUUGACGGAAUUAGCGGACGCGUCGCGACUAUGUCUGAGGAAUAGACGCGACGAAAGCGAUCCAAUUUAGAAAAAAAUCGUCGAUCCUGCACCGACGUUAGUUCAACUAAUUGUAAGCCUAACUAAGUCUUGAUAACAAGAGAUUCGUUCGAAAUAAGAAAAUAUACAUCGUGACUA
Messenger RNA from Vollenhovia emeryi, 3325 nucleotides. RefSeq names its product bestrophin-4. NCBI's taxonomy places the organism in Eukaryota, Metazoa, Arthropoda, Insecta, Hymenoptera, Formicidae. The record is from RefSeq and is a predicted model, not a curated record. The transcript is spliced from 10 exons. Gene Ontology annotation, molecular function: chloride channel activity. Bases 1140 to 3218 code for a protein of 692 amino acids.